ACUAUGAGGAGUGCGGCGCCGCCGCCGCAGCCGCCACCGCCCCAGUGCCCCGCACCGCCCCCCGCCGGGACACCGGGCAGUGCCUAGCGGGCCGGGCGGCGGCGCCCAGACUGCGAGCGAGGGAGCGCGGGAGGAGCGCGGGGACGGAACGAGAACACCCCGCGACUCUGGCCUUGAGCGGGGCCCCGGGCCGGCUGGCCUGCUUCACCAUGCAACCCCCGAGGUAGAGCCUGGACGGCGCCAAGGAGCGCGAAGCGGCGCGCAGCCCGCUCUCCCGCCAGUGACGGCCGUCCGGCCUCGCGCCUACCUGAUCUCUCCAGCCCGGACCCCCCUGAAAUAUGUUCAGGGGCGCUUGGAUGUGGCCCGGGAAAGACGCCGCCGCGCUGACUAUCUGCUGCUGCUGCUGCUGCUGGGCUCCCAGGCCAAGCGACAAACCUUGCGCUGACUCUGAGCGGGCGCAGCGAUGGCGACUGUCCCUGGCGUCCCUGCUCUUCUUCACCGUGCUGCUCGCUGACCAUCUGUGGCUGUGCGCGGGGGCCCGGCCCCGGGCCAGGGAGCUGAGCAGCGCCAUGCGGCCGCCCUGGGGGACCGGCCGGGAGCGGCAGCCGAUGCCUCCUCGCGCGGUGCUGCCCCUGCGGCCGCCGCCGCCCGGCGAGCCCAGCGCAUCCCCGGGCACCUGCGGCCCCCAAUACAGCAACCUGACCAAAGCUGCCCCCGCUGCCGGUCCCAGGCCGGACUGCGGUGGCGUCCCAGAGCCCACGGGGCUGGACGCAGCUUGCACCAAAUUGCAAUCUUUGCAGAGACUUUUUGAACCGACUACUCCAGCCCCCCCACUGCGGCCCCCUGACUCCCCUUCCCGUGCCCCGGCCGAGUUCCCCUCCGCCAAAAAAAACUUGCUCAAAGGCCACUUUCGGAACUUCACUCUCUCCUUUUGCGACACCUACACGGUCUGGGACUUGCUGCUGGGCAUGGACCGCCCCGACAGCCUGGACUGCAGCCUGGACACCCUGCUGGGGGACCUUCUGGCCGUGGUGGCCAGCCCGGGCUCCGGGGCCUGGGAGGUGUGUAGCAACUGUAUAGAGGCGUACCAGCGGCUCGACCGACAUGCUCAGGAAAAAUAUGACGAGUUCGACCUCGUGCUGCAUAAAUACUUACAGGCAGAAGAGUACUCAAUCCGGUCCUGCACGAAAGGCUGUAAGGCUGUCUACAAGGCCUGGCUGUGCUCAGAAUACUUCAGCGUGACCCAGCAGGAAUGCCAGCGCUGGGUGCCCUGCAAGCAAUACUGCCUGGAGGUGCAGACCCGGUGCCCCUUUAUACUCCCUGACAAUGAGGAAAUGGUGUACGGAGGGCUUCCUGGCUUUAUCUGUACAGGGUUGCUGGAUACUUCGCCAAAGCGGCCGGAAACCAAGUGCUGUGACGUGCAGUGGGUAUCCUGUGACUCGGAGAAGAAGAAGUUCAAGGAGACUGAGGCCCCCAAAACCCACCACCAGCAAUUCCAUCACUCCUAUUUCCACCACUACCACCAACAGUACCACCACUACCAUCCCCGCCAUGACCCUCCAGGCCACAUCAGCCACAGGCCCUCCAUGCUGCCGGUCUCUGGGGGCUCCCGCCUCAGCCCCAGCAGGAUCCGGCUGUAUGUCCUUGUUCUCAUGCUCCUCCAUACCAUGGUGUCCUUCUCCAGUAGCCAGGGUGGUGAAGGACUGGGGCUGGAGGCACUGCCUACCCUAGAUGAGGGCCUGACUCGGGAAGAGUGACAGCAGGGAGGGAGGACAGACCUCCACCACACACUGACAGCAGCUCCAGCCCCCCAGGGGGAGGGGGAGGGGCUCCUCCCAUGGGAGGUAUAGGACCAGG
Molecule: messenger RNA, 1857 nt
Organism: Panthera uncia (snow leopard)
Lineage: Eukaryota; Metazoa; Chordata; Mammalia; Carnivora; Felidae
Gene: NALF2
Product: NALCN channel auxiliary factor 2
Exons: 3
Coding region: 339-1757 (472 amino acids)
Biological process (GO): calcium ion import across plasma membrane
Cellular component (GO): plasma membrane
Molecular function (GO): stretch-activated, monoatomic cation-selective, calcium channel activity
Source: RefSeq, a predicted model, not a curated record